AUGACCGGUAGACGCUCUUCUGCUCGCAUUGCGGCGCAAAACCAGAGCUCCCAGAGUUCUCAGACUUCAUCCCCCCCGCACCCAAAGCCGUCGCCGGCUGGUAAAAAGCGCAAGAACGAGGCGUCUGGCUCUUCACCAAGCGCAAAGCGAGGCAAGAAGGAUGCGCAGCUCGAGCAGAAGACGCUGGAUGAGACCAUGCAGCAGAAUGGAGCUCAUGAGCAACCCGCCCCUGAGAAGGCCGAUCAAGAAAUGACCGAGCCAGAGCCGGGAAAGCCCGAAGAACCACAGACUGAGAAAGUCAAUGGUGAGGCAACCGAGGCGAAGAAGCAAGAUGAGAAACCCAAAGAGGAGGAAAGCACCGACAAGGGAAAGGUACCCGAGGCCGAAGACGUCAAGCCUGAAGCCUCGGAGCCCAAGGAGGUAGAGACCAAAGAGGCAGAGUCCAAGGAAGAAACAAAACCCGCCGAGACGAAUGGCGACGCUGUCGAGCCCGGUGCGCGUGAAGAUGACGUGCCCUCCAGCAUCCUCGAAAAGGGCGUCAUCUACUUUUUCUUCCGCGCCAGGGUCAACGUGGACCACCCCGAGGAUGUCAAAGACGUUGCGCGCUCGUACAUGGUCAUGCGACCCAUUCCUCUCGACGCGAAACUCGGGGAUGGCCCAAUCGGCGAUCAAGGUAAUUGCCGUCUCCUCGCUCUACCCAAGAAGGUGCUUCCCAAGAGUGGCAGGGACAGAUUCGUCACCUUUGUCGAGAAGUGCAAGACUAGCUUUGCGGAGCUCAAAGAGACCUUCCUGGCCGGCUCAGAAUACGAGACCAAGACUGCUGGCACAAGACACACACCUCCAGUCACUCCAUUGGCCGAGGGAGUCUAUGCAAUCACUUCUACAGGACGCGAAUCGCAUCUGGCCUACAUUGUCAAUAUCCCCGCCGAGAUCGGUGAGAUGCAGAAGGACUUUGGCCUCAAACAGCGCGGAAGCUUUGUAACCAGUGUCAAGAACCCGGAGCAGCCCCCUCUGGGCAACCAGAAUGUGCCCCAGGGACCGGAAUACCCGCAAGAGAUCAUUGACGAAUUCCGCGGUCUCCGGUGGAAGCCACUCGAGCCAAAGUACUUGGAGUAUGACAAUGCGCAAUUUCUGAUGAUCGGAGAGGACUACGACAAGGCCACCGAACAGCGUCCCAAGGAUGAGCGGGAAGAUAAUGCCGCGCCAGAGGAGGAGAUGGAGAAGCUGGAUGGCGAAGAUGAGAUCCGGAUCAAACAUUUGAAAGGCGAUGAUGCCGUCUUUACGGAUCUUGGAAUCACAUCGAAGGAAUUCCCCCAGGUGUCGACGACCUGGUAG
Molecule: messenger RNA, 1335 nt
Organism: Fonsecaea multimorphosa CBS 102226
Lineage: Eukaryota; Fungi; Ascomycota; Eurotiomycetes; Chaetothyriales; Herpotrichiellaceae
Exons: 3
Coding region: 1-1335 (444 amino acids)
Source: RefSeq, a predicted model, not a curated record